Molecule: messenger RNA, 2022 nt
Organism: Medicago truncatula (barrel medic)
Lineage: Eukaryota; Viridiplantae; Streptophyta; Magnoliopsida; Fabales; Fabaceae
Product: probable anion transporter 4, chloroplastic
Exons: 9
Coding region: 103-1662 (519 amino acids)
Biological process (GO): transmembrane transport
Cellular component (GO): plastid
Molecular function (GO): phosphate transmembrane transporter activity
Source: RefSeq, a predicted model, not a curated record
AAGGUCAUUUCGGUAAUUCAGAACCAGCACACCAUCCUAACAACCCGAUACCAGUGCCACAGUCACAGAAAAACCCGUCAACUACCGCAACGAACUCCGUCGAUGUCCUCCGCCAUCAUUUUCGGCGGAGCAACCGCCACUAAACCACCAACAUUACCCAAAAACCACCGCACCAUACUCUCCAACUUCCACUCUCCCAAGCUCAACCUCACCCGUUCACCAUUUCCGAAUAAAAUCCAAUUUCCCAAUGGCGGCUCUACCUCUCUCCGCUCCCUUCUCCGCCUCCGUGUUUCUUCCAACGACGCUCAGUUCAACUCACUUCCCGAAAACAACCACCAACACCAACAACAACAACUUCAACCGAGUUUCACUGAGUUCAUCACUUCUGAACGAGUCAAAGUGGUGGCGAUGCUCGCUUUGGCUCUUGCUCUCUGUAACGCUGAUCGUGUAGUUAUGUCUGUUGCCAUUGUUCCUUUAUCUGUUGCUAAUGGUUGGACUCGCGCUUUCUCUGGAAUUGUUCAGUCUUCUUUUCUGUGGGGGUAUUUGCUUUCACCUAUAGGUGGAGGAAUGUUGGUGGAUAACUAUGGUGGCAAAGUGGUAAUGGCUUGGGGUGUGGCAUUGUGGUCACUUGCUACUUUUCUUACUCCCUUCGCUGCAGAGACUUCUCUUUUGGCUUUACUUGCCGUCCGUGCUUUGCUUGGUCUGGCUGAAGGUGUGGCUCUUCCUUGCAUGAAUAACAUGGUGGCCAGAUGGUUUCCUCAAACUGAACGGGCAAGGGCUGUUGGAAUUUCGAUGGCUGGAUUUCAGCUUGGAUGUGCGAUAGGGCUCACACUUUCUCCCAUUCUCAUGUCGCAAGGCGGUAUAUUUGGCCCGUUUGUGAUUUUUGGUUUGUCUGGGUUUCUUUGGGUGUUGGUCUGGUUGUCAGCGACAUCAAGCACUCCUGACCGAAGUCCUCAGAUAUCAAAAUAUGAGCUGGAGUAUAUAUUGAAUAAAAGACAAACAUCUUUUCCGGUGGAGGCAAAGAAAGUUAAUGUCGUCCCUCCUUUCAGACGCUUACUUUCAAAGAUGCCAACAUGGUCUCUAAUCGCUGCAAAUGCCAUGCAUAGCUGGGGGUUUUUUGUUGUUCUUUCUUGGAUGCCCAUAUACUUCAACUCAGUAUAUCAUGUGGAUCUCAGGCAGGCAGCUUGGUUUAGUGCUGUUCCAUGGGUUGUGAUGGCUAUCAUGAACUACCUUGCUGGCUUUUGGUCAGAUAUGAUGAUACAAAGUGGUACAAGUGUUACAUUGACUCGUAAGAUUAUGCAGUCCAUUGGUUUUGUUGGUCCUGGAGUUAGCCUCAUUGGUUUAGCUACUGCAAGGAACCCCUCUGUUGCUUCUGCUUGGCUAACAUUAGCCUUUGGCUUGAAAUCCUUUGGUCACUCUGGAUUUCUCGUGAACUUUCAGGAGAUCGCACCACAGUAUUCUGGUGUUAUACACGGAAUGGCAAAUACUGCUGGAACACUUGCUGCUAUAAUUGGAACAGUUGGAGCUGGCUUUUUUGUUGAGCUAGUUGGUUCAUUCCGAGGAUUUUUGUUGCUUACAUCAGUCCUAUAUUUUCUUGCUGCCCUUUUCUACUGCCUAUACUCUACAGGAGAAAGAGUAAAUUUUGAUGAUCCUGUUGGUUGACUGGUACCGGAAGCUAAAUAGAGUACAAUUGUACAGCUCGAUUACUUGUAUAUGAGAGGAGGUUAAAGUGACAAAUGACAGAGAUAUUUUACAUUUUCUAACUGUCAUGUUCUGUUGUAUAAGAGACACCAGCCAUCUAUAUUGAGUGUAAAAUUGAUGUAUUAGUUUUUUUCUUUUUUUUUCAUGUACAUUGAAGGUCUCUUCUACUUCCAUUUGGACUUUUUGGUAUUCUAACCCGUAGAGAACGUAUUAAAAGAAUAGUUCUUAUUGUUACGACUUACAAAAGAAAUUUCGCAAGAACUGCAAGAAUCUUAUGUGACAACAUGUAACACUUGCAAAUAAUAACUACUUUCUCUUCCA